AGUGCAGUUGACGACGAACGAGUGAUGUUGUCUAAACGUUUCAGAAGGCAGAGAAAACCAAAAUUGUGUUUUCGACUCUUCUCUCAAAUUAAUUGUUUGCAUUGAUUCCAAGAAAAUACGUUUCGUCAUCACCAACUUACAGAUUCAGAUCUGCAAAUUUCGUUUCUCCAUCUGAUUUCCUCUCCAGUUCUUGCAAAAAUUUGGUGCAAAAUCCUAUUAUUUUGAUCAUAUACCGGGAUUUAGGAGCCAUUUCGGGUUUCUGGAGUUCUGGUGUUUGAAUAAUGUGGAGCUCGAUAGCUAAUUUUAAAGAGAAUUUGAAUAAGAUAGCUCUCGAUGUGCACCACGACGAUGACGAAGAGGAAUUCGCGAUUUAUGGCUCCAAUGGAGGGGAUGGUGAUGUCUCUGUUUCUGAUCGGAGGAACUCGCAUAGCUUUGCUCAUUCGAAUUCGGUGACGUGGUCGCCGAUUACGAAUGGGAUUGAGGAUGCUCGUCACCCUGAGAUUGAACAAUACAAAACGGAAAUUAAGAGGCUUCAGGAAUCUGAGAGGGAUAUUAAAUCAUUAUCAAUGAAUUAUGCUGCUUUGCUAAAGGAAAAAGAGGAGUUAAUCUUACGAUUGAACAAGGAAAAUGGCUGGCUAAAACAAAAUUUGGACGCCACAAAUUCACCUAGAGAUGAAAGUUCCAAAUCAUCAGCAAAUGGAACUAAUGAUGUGAAGGGAAGUGAUCAAUCACCUAGCCAACUGCGUAGGGGGAAGAACCGACGUAAUGGUAUUAUAUCUAAGCAGGAUGGAAUUACUAAUGGAGCUUCACAUUCUGGAAAACUUGAUCACCAGUGUAAGAUGAUACCAGAACAUUCAACUUCACGGGUAAAGGAUACGGAGCUUGCGGAUUUGCAAGAAGGGAAUAUUGGAUCACCACAAGAUGUGCAAGCUACUCUUGAGAUGAAACAAUUAAGGAAGGAGCUUCAUCAAGAACGGGAACAGUUAGCAGAUAUGCAACUAAGAUUACAAGAGGAGCAAAAAUUGAACAAAAAGUUCCAGGAAGAGUUGAACUCUCUGAUGAUGAACAAGGACAAAGCAUCUUUGGAGAUGAGCAACAUUCUAAGAGAACUUAAUGAGAAGAAAUUAGAAGUAAAGAAGUUGCAUGUUGAGUUGAAUAGAAGAGAGAAUACGAAGUCUGAUGAUAAUGUGGAGGCAUUGAAGAGAUUAGUUGCAAAAUUGGAGAAAGAAAAGAGUACUCUGGAGAUGGAAAAAAAUGAACUUAAAGAUACAUUGGAAAAGAGCCGAAAAUCCUCAAGUGUUGAAAGCCCAUCAAGUUCUUUAGAAAAGGCGAAUCGGCACCUAAGUGGUUCUAGUGAGAAAUUAGGCCCAUUUGGAAUUCCCCCCGGAAAAGAAGAUACGGAUCUAUCAUUGCAAAAAUUGAAGGAAGAUUUGAAGGAUAUACAGCAAGAGAGAGACAAAGCAGUGCACGAACUAUCACGUCUCAAGCAGCAUUUAUUGGAAAAGGAAUCUGAGGAGUCAGAAAAGAUGGAUGAAGAUAACAGAAUUAUUGAAGAACUUCGGAAAAAUAAUGAACAUCAAAGGGGCCAGAUAUUGCAAUUAGAGAAAGCAUUGAGUCAGGCAAUUGCAACUCAGGAGGAGGUUGAGAUGUAUACGAAUAAUGAACUCCAGAAAUCUAAGGAACUUAUUGAAGACCUUAACAGAAAAGUUGCAAACUAUAUGAGUAUUAUAGAUUCCAAGAAUAUUGAACUUUUGAAUCUUCAAACUGCACUCGGCCAGUACUAUGCAGAAAUUGAAGCUAAGGAACACUUGGAGAGUGAUUUGGCUCGGGAAAGAGAAGAAGAAGCUAAAUUGUCUCAAAUGUUAGAAUUGGCUAACCAAAGAGAGGAUGCAUUAAAGAAGGAGAAGGAAGAAAUUUUGGCAAAGCUUUCAUUUUCUGAAAGUGCAUUGGUAGAAUGGAGAAGCAGAGUAAAUAAACUUGAGGAAGAUAAUUCAAAGCUGCGCCGCGCACUUGACCAGAGUAUGACAAGGCUGAAUAGGAUGUCAGUGGAUUCAGAUUUUCUUGUUGACAGGCGUAUUGUGAUCAAAUUACUGGUGACGUACUUCCAGAGAAAUCACAGCAAAGAGCCAAAUUCUCUGCGGUGGUUCAAAGGUUGUUCUGUAGAGUCUAGCAUUUUUCAUAAACGGAGGAUUGAAGCAAGAAAAAUUUGGCAGCUUCAUAAUGGAUCUAUAUUCUAGGGAGAUCUCCAUUUUAAUUUUGAACUAAAGCUGUUUAAGAACUUCUACAACAAGUGGUCAUCUUCAGUGGCUCCUGUUGCUCUGAAAAACGCACCAAACAAAAGACACAGCUCUAUGAGUAUUUUUUUGUUGCGUUGUCUGAAGUCUUAAUGCUUUCAGAAUUCAGGAAAAGGUAUUCCAUAUAAGGAUUUGCACAUUUUGGGGUAUCUAUCCUUCCAAGCACCAUAUCCAAACGCACAUUGAGGCUAGAAAAUACCCCACUCAGCCUUGCACACUUUCAUACAGACUCGUUUUCCCUUUCCAAAUUUUCAUCCAAUCAGUUCUUGUGCUUUGCAUCUGCAGGUCUUGGAUCUUAUGGUCCGUAUGCUUGGAUUUUCUGAAGAUGACAAGCAGAGGAUAGGAGCUGCUAGACAAGGUCCAAGCAAGGGCGUUGUACGUGGAGUUUUGGGCCUCCC
Cucurbita pepo subsp. pepo (vegetable marrow) is the source of this 2692-nucleotide messenger RNA. The record is from RefSeq and is a predicted model, not a curated record. NCBI's taxonomy places the organism in Eukaryota, Viridiplantae, Streptophyta, Magnoliopsida, Cucurbitales, Cucurbitaceae.